GAAAUACACAUAAAGGAACCCGUAGAAAAGGAGGUAAAUCCUCACCUAUUACCAGGUGAACUGCUGCUUUGUGAGGCAAACACAGUAUACAAGUAUAUACAAGAAGAUGGGUCAAAUCGUGGCACCUAUGGGAAACUUGUAUGCACAAACUUCAAGAUUGCUUUCCUUGAUGACUCCGCUUCAGAUGAUGAUGAGCCACAAUUUAAGAAUAAGAUCGUAGGAGAAAAUGACAUAACCCUGCAAUGUGUAGAUCAAAUCUACGGAGUUUAUGAUGAGAAAAAGAAACUUCUAACUGGACAACUGAGAAAAUACCCCGAGAAGCUGAUUAUCUACUGUAAGGACCUUAGAGUAUUUCAUUUCUGCCUGAGAUACACAAAAGAAGAGGAAGUGAAAAGAAUCGUCAGUGGUAUAGUUCAUCAUAGCCAGACUCCUAAGCUGCUUAAACGCUUGUUUCUGUUCUCUUAUGCAUCAGCUGCCCCAAACAACACAGAUGGCAGAAACCAAACUAUGAUGUUUGAUACUCUUGAGGACUGGCGUGAUGAGUUGGAGCGGACCAAAGGGAAUGUGAAAUACAAAGCAGUGACUACCAAUGAACGCUACAGAGUCUCUGAAAAGCUGCCUUUGUAUUUUGUUGUUCCCAUAUGUGUUUCUGAAGAGACUUGGGUAGUGAUUUGGUGUUGGUCUUGCCAUAACGGUGCUGCUCUUCUCAAAAUGUCUGCAUUUCCCAAAGAACAGGAUGACAGCACUUCACAAACACAAAAAGCCUUCUUGGAUGGAAUCUAUAAGACAAUUAGCAAACCUCCCUACGAACUCCUGAAGACUGAUGACUUGUCAAGCAGCCUUCCAUCUCUGCAAGAUAUCCAGACUGCAUACACAAAAUUUAAACAGCUGUUUUUGAUAGAUAACAGUACAGACUUCUGGGCAACUGAUGUGAAAUGGUUUUCAUUACUGGAGAACACAAACUGGCUAGAGAUAAUCAGGCGAGUCUUGAAGAAAGCAAUAGAAGUUGCUGAGUGUCUGGAAAGACAGCAUACAAAUGUUCUCCUUAUAGAAGAGAGUGCUACUGAUCUCUGCUGUGUAAUCUCUAGUCUGGUUCAAGUGAUGAUGGAUUCAUACAGCAGAACAAAGUCAGGGUUUCAGAGCCUUAUUCAGAAGGAGUGGGUAAUUGGAGGACAUGGCUUUUUGGAUCGUUGUAACCACUUACAUAAAAGUGACAAAGAGGAGGCUCCUGUUUUUCUGCUCCUGCUAAAUUGUGUUUGGCAGUUGGUACAACAGUAUCCGCCAGCAUUUGAGUUCACAGAAACUUACUUAACUGUCUUGUCAGACAGCCUCUAUGUGCCUAUUUUUAGCACUUUCUUCUUCAACUCACAACAUCAAAAAGACACUAAUUCGAGCGGUGAAAGCCUCAAGACACAAAGCGGUCCUUUCAGAUUUCUCACUGUGUGGGACUGGUCUGUGCAGUUUGACCCUGAGGCCCAAGCUUUCCUGAACAACCCUUUUUAUGCAGAGAAGACAAAACCAGAUAAAAGUCAACGGAAAACUGCACGAUUCAAACAUCAACGGCAACUUUCUUUGCCAUUGACACAAACAAAAUCUCCCACGAAGAGAGGAUUUUUCAGGGAGGAAACAGAUCAUUUAAUUAAAAACAUCCUGGGUAAAAGAAUCGGCAAGUUCAUGAAUUCUUCAGAUGAACCUCCUAAUACCUUCAGGGAAUUUUAUGAUAGCUGGCAUAGUAAACCUGUUGACUAUCACGGUCUUCUGUUACCUCGCAUUGAUGGCCCUGAAAUCAAAGUCUGGGCACAACGGUAUUUACGAUGGAUUCCUGAAGCCCAGCUUCAUGGUGGUGGUACAAUAGCUACAGCUGCCAAGAUUUUGGACUUGAUGGAGGAAGUGCAAAGGCUGCAGGUGAAAAUGGAUGAACAGCAUAGUCAAGCUGUUUCUGGAGAUAUACAUUCUGUUCCAAUGCUGAUAAAUUCUCCCCGUUUGUCAUCCUUAUUUCCAUUUGCUUUACUUCAGAGACAGUCUAUCAAACCAGCCUUACCCACUAGCACCUGGAAAGACUUGGAAGACGAAGAUGACUUGGUCAAGAGGGAUGACGAAUUUGUUGAUCUAAGUGGUGAUGUCAUAAAGUGUAUAUAAAUUAACAUAUGAAUUGUAUGUGGUGAAGCUCUGAGUUUUAAAUGUUGUGCUGCAUCCUCAUAUAAGGAACUCCAUCAAGCAUCUGCAGCCUGUUUAAUGGGUUUGUGGGGUUAA
Balearica regulorum gibbericeps (East African grey crowned-crane) is the source of this 2253-nucleotide messenger RNA. The record is from RefSeq and is a predicted model, not a curated record. NCBI's taxonomy places the organism in Eukaryota, Metazoa, Chordata, Aves, Gruiformes, Gruidae.